CUGAAGAGGGAGGAGGCGGAGGGGCUCGGCAGCCCGGCCACGCGUUAGCCCGGCCCCGUGCAGGAAGCCAGCGGGCGAGCAUCGCAAUUCAGCCCGGAUCUGGCUGCGGGGAAGGAGGUUCGCUCGGGCCCCGGCCCGGGGGGUUCGUAUUUGGAAAGUUUAUGGCCCGGAUUAACCGCGCCCGAGCUGCCCCGGCGCCGCGGCUCAGGGUCCAGAGCCGGUGAGCUCAGGGGUGGCCCGGUUCAGCUUUUGCAAUGUCCAAGUUCUGUCCCGCCGCGCGGGCGCCCGGGGUCACCGCUGACAGCCCCGCCGGGCCCCCCCGCAGCCUUGUUUGCUCCCCGGCGUGCUGCUGAGGCGGCCGUUUUGCAAGCCCCGGGGAGGAAGAAAAGUCCACAGGCUUCGGUGACACCUUUCCAGCUGGGGGGACCAGAUUUCCCUUUGCCGUCCUGCGGCCUGGAUAUAAACCCCCGGCCCGGUCACCCCUGCCUCCCCUGGGCUGCACAACUUCAGAUGAGAAGGGGGCAGUGCAGGGAAACCGGGCUGCGACUCCGCCGCCCCAGCCACAAAGUGCAGGAGGGCCCAGGCCUCUGCGCCUGCAGAAUGGGCCGGGGGGUUUGAAGGAUCCUGGGGCUGGUCAGACAGGAGCCAGCCACGUUCCCUGCCAUGCUGCGGGCAGGACAGUGCUGGGCCGACGGGGAGGACAUUCUGCCUGGUUUACUUUCGCUGUAGUAUUUUUUUUUAAAAAAAACUUCCUUGUAUUUGUUCAUCUUUGGCUCCUGCCUGGAUGCUGAGAGUGGAGUUAAGGAGCUCUGCCUACUUUAGUGUCUUCGCCUUCUUCUCUCCGCAAGGGAAGCGGCGUGUAAAGGAAUCCCAGGCAUUGCGGCGGUAAAAAAAACAUUCAUUAGCCGCUGGGUUACUUCUCUGUUUCCAUCAACGGCUGAAAUUGCAAAACUGACCAAACAUCCUAGACACCCAAGGAAACAGAUGUUGGAGGCGACGGAUCCAGGAAGAGAAGCUGAGGUGCCGUAAGCCCAGGGCCUGGCUUUAGGGGGAGAGCCCAGACACUGCAUCGGGAUGGCCCUGGGGCCUGUGGGCCAGAGGGCUUCCUGCAUUCUGGGGGUGCUUUGGACGCUGAGCUGCGGGGCUGGUGCUUCGGGAGCCGACGCUGGAUCACGGGGUGUUGGGAGCCGAAUGCCCCCCCAGCUGGAAAUCGGGAGCAAGUCUGAUGGCAUCCGGUAUGCCCAGCACCAGGACAGGCCUGCAGAUUGCUGGGAAGUGCGGACCCGGAACAGCUCCGAGUGGUGCCACUUCAUCCGGACCACCCCAGACUGCCAAACGGACAGCGGCUUCCUCAACUACCUGAACGGGGUCUUCUGCCUCUUCCCCUCGGGGCUGCUGCCGCUGGCGGUGACCCUCUAUGGGCUCUGGCUGCUGUAUCUGUUCCUCAUCCUGGCAGUGACAGCUGAGAAGUUCUUCUGCCCCAACUUAUCUGCGAUCUCCACCAAUCUGAGACUGGCCCACAACGUAGCAGGCGUCACCUUCCUGGCCUUUGGGAACGGCGCGCCCGAUGUCUUCAGUGCUGUGGUGGCAUUCUCCGACCCCCGGACUGCCGGGCUGGCUAUCGGCGCUCUCUUUGGCGCAGGCGUGUUUGUGACCACGGUGGUGGCUGGUGGGAUCGCCCUGCUCAAGCCCUUCACGGUGGCCUCCAGGCCGUUCCUCAGGGAUGCCAUCUUCUACAUGGUGGCCGUGUUCCUGACCUUCACGAUGCUGUACUUCCGGAGGAUCACGCUGGCGGGGGCGCUGAGCUACCUCGGGCUGUACAUCUUCUACGUUCUGACAGUCGUGAUCUGCACUUGGAUUCACAGGCGGCAGCGUGGGGAAGGGUUGUCCCCUGCCGGCUCCGGACAGCCAGAUCGUGCGUCCGACCCGGAAGAUGAGGAUUCCCUCUCCUCCAGCGUUCACAGUGAGGAGUACGAGGAGGAAUACCGGCCCCUGCUCCCCUCCGAGGAGGGGACUCUACAGAUCCUGACCAACUCCAUGAACCCUCUGGAUCGCAGGAAGUGGAGGAGGAAAUCCUGCUACUGGAGAUUCCUCAAGGUUUUCAAGCUGCCGGUGGAGUUCGUGAUGCUGCUCACGGUGCCCGUGGUGGAUCCCGAUCAGGAGGACCACAACUGGAAAAGACCGCUCAACUGCCUGCACCUGAUCACCAGCCCUUUGGUCUGCAUCCUCACGCUGAAAUCUGGUGCCUAUGGGCUGUAUAAAAUCCAGGGGGUCUUCCCAGUCUGGGGCCUGGGAAUCCUGAUUGGUGCUUUCCUGGCUGCUAUUGUCUUCUGCACUACAAAGAACGAGGAGCCGCCCAAGUAUCACUGUGUGUUCGCCUUCCUGGGUUUCUUGGCCAGCGCCCUGUGGAUUAACGCAGUCGCCACAGAGGUGGUCAACGUCCUGCGGACCUUAGGCGUGGUCUUCCAGCUGAGCAACACCGUGCUGGGCCUGACGCUGCUGGCCUGGGGGAACAGCAUCGGCGACACUUUCUCGGACCUCACCAUGGCGCGGCACGGAUACCCCCGCAUGGCCUUUGCUGCUUGCUUUGGGGGCAUCAUCUUCAAUAUGCUGGUGGGAGUGGGACUGGGCUGUUUGCUGCAGAUGACAAGCGGCCAGCUGGUGGUAAAGCUGGAGCUGGAUGGUCUUCUGGUCUGGAUUCUAGCUGGAGCACUGGGGCUGAGCCUGGUGUUUUCCUUCAUAUCAGUGCCGGCUCAGUGCUUCCAGCUGGGCCGAGGGUAUGGAGUCUGCCUUCUCCUCUACUACCUGACAUUCCUCACGGUAGCUUUGCUGACGGAGUUCAAGGUGAUCCGACUCCCUGCCCUCUGACGGCAUCGCCGCCGGACGCCAUCUUGUCUCUUAGCACCUCUGGUGAGAAUGGUGGGAGCGGGUUGAUGAGCCUGCAGGGCCAACCUGCUGAUGGUGAAGGGGCAAGAGGCGACGGUGGGACGGGCCAGAUGCAGGUGAGCAACUGGCAUGAGACUUUCCACAUUGGCUGGCUGGGCCAGUUCUAUUCCCAGUGACUCACUGAAGGACACGCCACUGGGAGGUGAGGGAGAUGGAGCUCCCUUCCUGGCGAGCACAGCUCUGGAAACGUAUCUAUUUCUCUACGCUGAAGGCAUGACGACCAUUGGAACGUCCCACCUGGAGGGCGCGUGCUUUGGAUCCUGUACACUAAGGUUCGCGUGACCCUGCCGCCCCAGGAAAGGAAACUGGAGCAGCAGGAGUUGAGGCUACAUUGCUGCUCGGUUUAGACAUCCUCUAGCCCAGAGGCUACCCAGCCAAAUGAGAGCUCAACCCAGGGCUGCCUGGACUUCGUCCCUGGGACUCCACUGCCAGUAUUGACUUCCAAUUGAUUUUUGUAAGGAAAGGGAUUAUUUAGAUUUAGAAUAGGGGCUGGUUUGUUAAUUAAAGAUUGGUUUUCAGAGGAAGGCUUUGCAUUACAUUUUAAGUGGGGAUCAGUUUAAAUCCCUGCUGCCGUAAGUGGCAUUUUGCAGCUGCACGGAAAAGGGGGGCGUUUUUUAGCCUCCCCCCUAUAGGACAAGUGAUCAUUAUUCAUGGCACAAUAAAGCGAUUCUGUGAAAUGACUGUUUCAGUGCAACUUUGAACGACUUCUCAGAGUUCCAGUGGCUUCGAUACGUACCCUUUCAGCCUCUGGAAACCUGGGUUAGGCUCAGAUGCUUUAUGGAAGGGUUACAAAACAAAACAUUCAGUGCUUUCUGCAUAGUGCGGUCGUGGUCCAUGACUGGGCUCACAGGAGCUAUUACAGCACAUCUUUCCAGCCAUGGAGCAGUGGGGAAAUACAUCGCUACAGGGGCAAAUGCAGCAGCGCUGUGGCACAAGCUUGUACCAUACCCAGCUGUGCUGGGAGUACAUUUAACCUGCUCUAGUGCUGACGGGAAGUAGCAGUCGGCUCCCUUCAAUAGUGAAGGACCCCUGAACAGCAGUCACAUGUGGAUUAGUUUGCCAUUAAAGAAAAAAACAAUCCUCCUGGUUUCCUAGGAAAUUGCAUUGUCAUGGCUUUCUUUAAUCCUGUGUCAGCACUGUGCUUGGACCGAAUGACCACAAGGGUUAGUCACUGGGCCUUGUGCAACAGGGAUGGCAAGAAGCCUGGUGAAAUAAACUUAUCCAUCAACACACAGGCAGCCCAGGGAGUGGAGACAGCACGAGGGGGAGAGGAAAUAGUGGUGAACAUGGAUAAAAGCACCCUGCUUAAGGGUUCGAGUUGUGGCUGCUUCAAAUGCCCAGAGAAGUGAACUGCACAGUUCUAAGAGAUUGUUCUCAGGUGCCAAAUCUGCACAAUAUUUAAAAACCAUCUGAAAAAGGGAUAUUUGAAGAAAAAAAAAGCCCAUUUUCAAAAGUGACAGGCACUUCGGAUCUUAAAUCGCACUGAAAGUCAGUGAGACCUGGGCUCCUAAGUCACAUACAAAAAUGGGAUCUAGGCACUUCUGAAAAUUUCACUCUAGACCACAAGGGACAACUCCGGUGGGUUGGAGAAAGGGAGCAGCCAGUUUACAAACUCCUAGGGUUACUUAGCAUUUUAAAUGUAACGCGCAGAAGUUUCCGGCAGCUUUUAGAGUGGGGGCAAUGGGGGGGUCUCUGCGCCUAGCAACUGCAAUCUAAGGAGAACAGGGAUCCUCUCAGUUUGCCAAUAGCU
Messenger RNA from Mauremys reevesii (Reeves's turtle), 4696 nucleotides. RefSeq names its product solute carrier family 8 member B1 (gene SLC8B1). Gene Ontology annotation, biological process: intracellular calcium ion homeostasis; calcium export from the mitochondrion. NCBI's taxonomy places the organism in Eukaryota, Metazoa, Chordata, Testudines, Geoemydidae. Gene Ontology annotation, molecular function: calcium:sodium antiporter activity. The transcript has 15 exons. Gene Ontology annotation, cellular component: membrane. The record is from RefSeq and is a predicted model, not a curated record. Bases 1075 to 2868 code for a protein of 597 amino acids.